AUGUUCUUUUCCAGGUUGAUUACUUUGUAUUUUACAUCUUUUAGUACAUUUCUUCCACGCGAUUUUUCGAACUUUCGAAAUCACUUUUUCAUCUCGGCUUUUUCGUCAUUAUUCAUUUCCAGAAUCGCGAUGUCGUUGGGCGGCAAGGUGGCGUUGGUGACAGGCGCUUCGCGCGGCAUCGGCAAAGGGAUCGCCGUGGAGUUGGGAAAAGCGGGCGCUACGGUUUACGUGACCGGAAGACGACCGGAGCAAAGCGACAAGGCCGUCAAUCAAACCACGUUGGAGCAAGUGGCUCAGGAGGUGAGGGAUCGAACAGCCCGGGGGAAUAUUUACCGACUUUCUGGGCGAUAACAAAAGAUUUGCGAAAAAAUUGUCUUUUAAACCGUAAAUUUUAAUUUUUUCCUCGAAAAAAUCAAUUUUUUUAGCUCCAUUUCAUAUUUCCAUGCCCUCCAAUCGACUAAUCUUUCCAUUACAUCUCUUUAUCAUCAUUUAUUUUUGAAAAUCCCGCGGUAUUCUCCAAGCCGCGAUUCGCAGCCUGCCCUUCGUAGGGCGCACCUCGGGAAUUUUCCUUUUUUCGGCAAAUUGAGUAAUUUCGUUUGAAGUUGUGGCCGGAAUGGAUGGAGCAAUUUCAACAAAGUCUCUAAUUGUAUUUGUUUAUAGAUUAGCGCCGGUGGCGGCAAAGGAAAGCACGUUUACGUCGAUCAUUCUGAUCCGAAGUCGGUCAAGGAGCUGUUUGAGCAAAUUUCCACGGAAAACAAGGGCCAAUUGGACAUCUUGGUGAACAACGCGUAUGCUGCUGCUAAUGUAAGUUGUAUUCCAGCUUCUCCUUUCUGUUUGAAUUUAGGUAUGCUUCAUUUUUGGGGAAAACUGGAAGAGUCUCCAUUUUAAUACGUAGCAUAAUGUAAAUGCAUGGAAAAGUAUUUCAAAUCGUCGAGAAGUGUCUGAGAUUUGUUGAGAAGAGCGCUAAUAGCAUUAUUUUACAGUUCAUCCUCAAAAACACCAGCAAAAAGUUCUGGGAGAUCGAUGCGGACCCGGCGUACGCUUAUGACGUCAUCAACAAUGUUGGCCUCCGAAAUCAUUACGUAUGCCUGGUGCAUGCGGCUCGUCUUAUGGUACCACGCAAAUCCGGACUGGUUGUGAAUAUUGGAAGUCUUGGCGGCAUCUCCUAUUUCUUGAAUGUUGCUUAUGGAAUCGGAAAGGGAGGAAUUGAUAGGUUGAGCUCGGAUGCGGCCACUGAAUUGGCCGGAACUGGAGUUACCGUGGUUUCCUUGUGGCCUGGCGCUGUCAAAACCGAGAUGAUCCAGAAUAUGGUGCUGAAGGAAAAGAAUGACUCGGUAGGAAGAGAGUUCCUAUAUUGUACUAGAGGUUGGCUACGAUUUUUUUAUUUUGUUUGAUUUUUAGUCGGAUUUGUGGUUAAUGCAUAAUAUUCUUCUUUGACUUGAAGCUGAUGUUUUUUUAUUGGAUUACGAAUUCGUUGCCUAUAACAGAAUUUUUGCCUUAUUUUAGGAAAAAACACGUUGUACUUGGUGAAUUUUGUAAAAUCUUUUGAUGUUAGCCACUGUUAGUGUGUAUUAUUGUUUGCUGACGUUAGAACACAUCUUAUUUUACAAUUUAGACGAUGAUUGAGACCGAUUGCAAGUUUUUAUCACUGACUUUUUUCGAUUUUAGGCCGUGUACAAGUACUUUGACGAAGGUGAAUCCAUUUACUACCCUGGAAAAUGCAUUGUGAAGCUUGCCACUUUGCCCGAUCUCAACAAACAUUCUGGAGAAAUUAUUACCACCACCAACUUGGCAAAGGAGUUCCAAAUCAAGGAUGAAGAUGGACGUAAGUUGUCUAGUGUAAUAUGAGUUAAUAUUAUCUCGGUUUUUGAGAGAAGAGUAUUUUAUUUUGUGUUUUCAGACCUCCCAGUUGAUCCCAAUGUCGUCAAGAACAUGGACUACAUCAACCAGAUGAACGCGGUCAGAACCAAGGUGUUGAAAUCUAGUCAAUAA
Messenger RNA from Bursaphelenchus xylophilus (pine wood nematode), 1992 nucleotides. Lineage: Eukaryota; Metazoa; Nematoda; Chromadorea; Rhabditida; Aphelenchoididae. The record is from the annotation of a GenBank genome assembly.